This is a messenger RNA of Pteropus alecto (black flying fox), 948 nucleotides long. Its product is annotated as olfactory receptor 139. Gene Ontology annotation, cellular component: membrane. NCBI's taxonomy places the organism in Eukaryota, Metazoa, Chordata, Mammalia, Chiroptera, Pteropodidae. Gene Ontology annotation, molecular function: olfactory receptor activity; G protein-coupled receptor activity. The coding region runs from base 1 to 948 and encodes 315 amino acids. The record is from RefSeq and is a predicted model, not a curated record. The transcript has a single exon. Gene Ontology annotation, biological process: G protein-coupled receptor signaling pathway.
AUGGAUCUGGGAGCCUCAGGAAAUAACUCAGUUGUCACUGAGUUUGUCCUGUUGGGCCUAACAGAGAGUCCAGCUCUACAGCCCAUCUUCUUUGUCAUAUUCCUUCUUGCUUAUGUAGCUACUGUAGGUGGCAAUUUCAGCAUUCUGGCUGCCAUCCUCGUUGAGCCCAAACUCCACACUCCCAUGUACUUCUUCCUGGGGAACUUGUCCCUGCUGGAUGUUGGGUGCAUCAGUGUCACUGUCCCUGCCAUGCUGCGUCAAUUCCUGUCCAAUAAGAAAAGCAUUCUCUAUAGGGCUUGCAUCUCACAGCUCUUUUUCUUCCACUUCCUGGCUGGGGUAGACUGCUUCCUGCUUACCGUCAUGGCCUAUGACCGCUACCUGGCCAUUUGCCAGCCCCUCACCUACAGCACCCGCAUGAGCCGGGGAAUCCAGCAAGCCCUGGCCGGCAUGUCAUGUGGCCUUUCCUUUGCCAACGCACUGACCCAAACUGUUGCCUUAUCUACUCUUAAAUUCUGUGGUCCCAAUGUGAUCAAUCAUUUUUACUGCGACCUCCCACAACUCUUCCAGCUCUCCUGCUCCAGUAUCCAAUUCAAUGAGCAGUUGCUCUUUAUAGCAGCAGCCUUCAUGGCCGUCACCCCCUUGGUCCUCAUCAUUGUGUCCUAUGCACAUGUUGUAGCUGCAGUUCUGCGAAUCCGCUCUGCCGAAGGCAGGAAAAAAGCCUUCUCCACGUGUGGCUCCCAUCUCACUGUGGUUGUCAUAUUCUAUGGUUCAGGUAUCUUUAACUACAUGCGACUAGGUUCAGCCAAGCUUUCAGAUAAAGAUAAAGCUGUCGGAAUUUUUAACACUAUUGUUAACCCCAUGCUGAAUCCAAUCAUCUACAGCCUCCGGAACCCUGAUGUGCAGGGCGCCCUGAGGCGGGUGCUCAUGAGAAGACCACUUCCCAAGUGA